Molecule: messenger RNA, 1261 nt
Organism: Scatophagus argus
Lineage: Eukaryota; Metazoa; Chordata; Actinopteri; Scatophagidae
Gene: spmap2l
Exons: 8
Coding region: 254-1009 (251 amino acids)
Source: RefSeq, a predicted model, not a curated record
AUAGCAGCUUUACUCUGCCCUAAAGUCACUUUUACAUCAGGAAUCUGAUCUGGACAUGCAGCAGCAGCCUUCACUGCUGGCCUCCUUGUAUCGCUUUCCUGCUGUGGAAAUCUUGAGACAGCGAGAUGGACGAGUGGAGACUGCUGACUCCAGUUUCAAGGAGUCCUCGAGUGUAGUUGCUAAGGACUCCUGGCUCCAUAGCAACAGCAGGAGAUUAUCGUGACACCAUCAACACAUCCAGCCUGCCGCUGAGAUGCUGUCAGAAAGACUAGGGAUUCAGUCACGAUUUGGUCCAUCAGAAAGAAUCAUGGAGCUGGCGCAACACAAAACCUCAAAAACUGACUGGGCCACAACUCCUUGUGAGAAGCUGAGCUGGGGAAACCAGGAGCCAAUAUGGGCCGUGUCCGCUUCAGCGCUCGGAGCCGUUCCAAGCGCAAGAAUCCAAUACCUCGCCAGGCACAAAAGAGACUUCUCAGCAAGGGAGGACCACCGGAGGAAGAAGGAGGAGGAGGAGGAGGCGAGCUUCUUCAGGAAGACCCAGCGUCCUUCCUUCAGGGUGUCCCAGUACGAGCACAUUGUCCGCCUGUCAACUCCAAAAAGCAGGAGCCGCGGCUCCCAGGAAGCAGGGGCUCCUCACACACCGCAGUGUGAGAAACACUGCCCUGUUUGGCACGUGGAUCCCAAAGCCAAAGCUGCUGUGCUCACACUGCGACUGCUCCAGCUCUCAAGCCCCAAACCGAACCAUCCACACUUCCAGAGCAACAGAGAGAGCGCUGAAUCAAUUGCUUCAUCCAAGACGGGUCAAAUCUCUCAGAGACUCGUCCAGCUGUCACUGCCCAGGCUGAAGAAGAACGACGUCUGCUGUAAGCUCGGGCGCCCAGAGGAACCAAUCUGGACUGUUUCGAAGGCAGCGAGGAGAGCCACAGCAAACGCUCAUGUUGAAAUGCUGGCGGCACCAAAACAGCUUUCCAAGGACUACAUCCCUCCUCGAGGACAAGAGUGGAGCUGACCUGAGCGUCAUUCAUGAGGUCCUGCUCCUCUUGCUCCUCCUCCUGCUGCUGCUGCUGCUGCUGCUGCUGCUGCGCUCUUUAGUUUUGUGCUCUUUUGUGAAACAGAGUGUUGACAGUAUGAUAAAGGCUUUGACAUGAUAUCAUAUAUUUUUAGAUUUUGAUUUUUAAAAAAAAAGAUAAUGAUGAUCAUUGUGGACAUUUAUCUUCCUCUGGUGCUGUGAUUAUACUGGCUUUCAACCUGUCUCAAGAUC